Messenger RNA from Pestalotiopsis fici W106-1, 1623 nucleotides. RefSeq lists its product as uncharacterized. Gene Ontology annotation, molecular function: heme binding; peroxidase activity. Gene Ontology annotation, biological process: response to reactive oxygen species; hydrogen peroxide catabolic process; cellular response to oxidative stress. The record is from RefSeq and is a predicted model, not a curated record. NCBI's taxonomy places the organism in Eukaryota, Fungi, Ascomycota, Sordariomycetes, Amphisphaeriales, Sporocadaceae. The transcript is spliced from 3 exons. The coding region runs from base 1 to 1623 and encodes 540 amino acids.
AUGCAUUUGCGUACGACUGCCGUAUUGUGCGUCCUGGCGGGUCAGGCUCUGAGCACAUACACCUGGCCAUCCAAAUACGACGACCUUGAAGACAUUUUGGCCAUGCACUCUGGAUAUAGGAGAUUCGGCUUCUCAGACUUGGUAGUACCGUGCAGCUUUGGAUCGAAUUCGCCAGGUAUACAAAACUCGGCAGAAUGGAUGCGCUCAGUCUUCCACGACAUGGCAACAUAUGAUGCAUCCACGGGAACUGGUGGGCUGGACGCCUCGCUUCAAUUCGAGCUCGACAGGGCCGAGAAUAAGGGAUCAGCAUUCAACAACACUUUUGCCGCCAUGAACGAUUUCGUCACGCCUAGAACUUCUGUAUCUGAUCUUCUCGCUCUGAGUCUGGUCGCCGCGUUGGCAGCGUGUGAUGGACCGAAAAUUCCUCUUCGUGCAGGCCGUAUUGAUGCCACAGAAGCUGGGCCGGCUGGUGUACCGGAGCCGACCGAUGACCUCGAAGCUACGCGCGACAAGUUUCGCAAGGGUGGUUUCAAUGAUGAAGAUAUGAUCGCCAUGGUCGCCUGUGGCCACAGUCUCGGUAACAUUCACAGCGUUGACUUUCCGGAAAUCGUCCCAGGCGAAGCAACUGAUCUAAAUGUCGGCCAUUUCGAUUCGACUUCCUCAGAAUUCGACAACAAGGUGAUCACAGAGUAUCUCGAGAAUGAUACAGCAAACCUGCUGAUCGUGGGAGCCAAUGACACCUUCAACUCGGACAAGCGCGUCUUCAACGCCGACGGAAACGUUACCAUGACCUCUCUCGCUGAUCCUGCCAGCUUCCAGGAGAAAUGCGCCAACAUUUUUGAGCGCAUGAUCAAUACCGUCCCAUCCACAGUGACUCUCAGCGAGCCAAUCGAGAUCCUGGACGUAAAGCCCUACGUCAACCCGCUGCGUCUGCAAGAGGAUGGUACAAUCCUGUUUGAAGGCUCAAUCCGGGUUCGCAACAAUGCAGACAGGCAGCUCAAUGGCGACGAUCUCGAGGUGUUUCUGAACUACCGGGACCGCUCCGGCGCCAACGUCACCGAGCCCAUCACUGCCGUCCGGGCUCGGCUCAAGGGCGGACAGUCCUACGGGUUCUGGAACAAUGUGUUUACAUGGUUCGAGUUCUCUGUUUCUCUCGACGCUAGCACAGCCAUUAGCAGCUUCGAUAUUCAUCUCACCACUCCCUCGACUGGAGCGUCACUUCUGCUGGACAAUGAAGGUACCGGGGGUUAUGCCGUGACGUCGGAUUUGUUGUAUCAGCAAACUGCCUCCUGUCUGGCUUUCAAUGAUAUGGCAGCCGCACUAUCGGUGACAGCGGCACUGCGCAAGGAGCUGGUUGAUACAAACAGUCCGCCUCUUCUGCAGCUUUCGCAUCGUGUUACUCAGCCCGGAGUGAUGCUGCCAAAGCUGGAGCUCGAGACAAUUCCGUUUCAGAUGAGCUCCGACAGGGAAACAAGCGGUUACCUAUACUUCCAGGCCAAUGCGACAUUGACUGGGGGCUGGAGUACAACUUUUGACAUUGAGACACAACCCGGUGGGGACGAAAAUGGACUUAGAAUAGAGCUUCUAAAGACAAAUAGUCUUUCGGCGACCUGUGGGCCGUAG